Gracilinanus agilis (Agile Gracile Mouse Opossum) is the source of this 2280-nucleotide messenger RNA. Its product is annotated as protocadherin beta-15-like. The transcript has a single exon. Bases 1 to 2280 code for a protein of 759 amino acids. The record is from RefSeq and is a predicted model, not a curated record. Gene Ontology annotation, biological process: homophilic cell-cell adhesion. Gene Ontology annotation, cellular component: plasma membrane. Lineage: Eukaryota; Metazoa; Chordata; Mammalia; Didelphimorphia; Didelphidae. Gene Ontology annotation, molecular function: calcium ion binding.
AUGAAGCUUAAAAGGCAAGUGAUAUGUCUUGUUAUCUUAUUGUGCGUUGGUGAGGCUCGCUCAGCAAACAGGAGGUUUUCUGUAGCGGAGGAAAUGGAGAUUGGUUCCUUUGUGGUAAAUAUAGCAAAAAGCCUGAAGCUGGAGGUGGGGGAGCUGUCUGCCAGGGCGGCUCGUGUCCUCUCAGAGGACAAUCAACAAUAUUUUCAGCUUAACCUGGGGACUGGAGAUCUGCUCCUAAGGGAGAAACUGGACCGGGAGGAGCUUUGCGGUUCCACGGAGCCCUGUUUGUUACCUUUCCAGAUCUUACUGGAAAAGCCCUUUCAGAUUAUUCCUAUGGAGCUCCGGAUCCAAGAUAUAAAUGACAAUUCACCCGCUUUCUUAGAAACUGAAAUGCUUCUGAUAAUCCCUGAGAAUACCCCACCAGGAACUCUAUUUUCUCUAAAAAACGCUGCGGAUUUGGAUGUAGGGGAGAAUAACAUUCAGAACUACAAGAUUUUUCCCAGUACCCAUUUCCAAAUUCACACUCGCUCCCUCGGUGAAGGCAAUAAAUAUCCAGAACUACUAUUGGACAAAGCUCUGGAUCGGGAGGAGCAUUCUGAGAUGAGAUUAACCCUUACAGCUUUAGAUGGUGGGUCCCCGCCAAGGUCUGGGGCAGCGGAAGUGAAGGUUGUAAUAAUGGACGCCAAUGACAAUAUCCCGAUAUUUACCCAGUCCCGAUAUGAAGUUCAGGUCUCUGAAAACAGCCUCAUUGGCUCUCUGAUUGUCACGGUUUCUGCUACAGAUUUGGACAUAGGAAAUAAUGGACAAUUAUCAUAUUCACUUUUUCAUCGUUCUGAAGAAAUUAGCAAAACGUUUGAAGUAAAUCAGAACUCGGGAGAAGUGAGGAUAAGAAAAAAAUUGGAUUUCGAGACAAUUCAAUCAUAUGAGGUGGAAAUUGAAGCCACAGAUGGUGGAGGUCUUUCUGGAAAAUGCACUGUUUUGGUCCAAGUGACAGAUGUGAACGACAAUCCCCCAGAACUCACCAUAUCUUCAUUGAGCAACCCUAUAUCUGAAAAUUUGCCUGAGACACUGGUCGCUGUGUUCAAAACACGAGAUCGUGACUCAGGAGAUAACGGGAAAAUGAUUUGCUCUAUCCAAGAUAAUCUCCCCUUCCUUCUGAAACCAUCUGUAGAUAAUUUCUACACUCUGUUAACCGAGAGAGAACUGGAUAGAGAGAAUAGGGCUGAAUACAACAUCACCAUUACUGUCAUGGAUUUAGGGACACCAAGAUUGAAAACUGAACACAACAUCACCAUCCUGGUCUCUGAUGUCAAUGACAAUUCCCCGGUAUUUACUCAGACAAUUUAUACACUCUACUUCCAAGAGAACAACAGCCCUGCCCUCCACAUUGGCAGUGUCAGUGCCAGUGACAGAGACUCAGGGACCAAUGCCAAAGUCACCUAUUCACUACUAACUUCUGAAAUCAGUGACUUACCCCUCUUCUCCUACAUUUCCAUCAAUUCAGACAAUGGCCAUCUCUACAUCUUGAGAUCCCUGGAUUAUGAAGCCAUUCAAACUUUCCAAUUCACUGUAAGAGCAACUGAUGGUGGCUCCCCAGGCCUAAGCAGCCAGGCUCUGGUUCAGGUUGUGGUCCAGGAUGAGAAUGACAACACUCCCUUUGUGCUAUAUCCAUUGCAGAAUGGCACUGCUCCCUGCAAUGAUCUGGUACCCAGGGCAGCAGAACCAGGUUACCUAGUGACCAAGGUAGUUGCUGUGGAUGGAGACUCAGGGCAGAAUUCCUGGCUUUCCUACCAGCUGCUCAAGGCCACAGACCCAGGACUCUUCACUGUGUGGGCCCACAAUGGGGAAGUGCACACUGCAAGGCCUAUUACUGACAAAGAUGCCAUCAAGCAGAGGCUUCUGGUGCUGGUGAAGGACAAUGGGGAGCCAUCUCUGUCCACAGAAGCUACACUAAAUGUGCUCCUAGUAGAUGGUUUCUCUGAGCCCUAUGUGAAGCUCUCUGAUGUAACUAAUGACAAUAUUAUGGCUGACUCUCUUACAUUCUAUUUAGUCAUUUCUCUAGCCUCAAUUUCCUUUCUCUUCUUAUUCUCCAUUACACUGUUCAUUGCAAUAUAUUUGUUGAGGAAAAAGAAGAGUGCUGGAGAUAGUGGCUAUUUUGGUUCAAAUGGACCAUACCCUAACCAUUUAGUGGACGUCAGUCAUUCUGGUACCUUGUCCCAGAGUUACCAGUAUGAAAUAUGUCUGACUAGUGGAUCUGGACCAAUGAGUUCAAAUUUCUGA